ACCAGCUGUUUAUCCCUGUCAGUAAGGACAAACAGAGGGCGGCGGAGUUGAAGUUCUGCGGGUUCAAAUGAAUCAGGAAGGGGCAAAUGCUGUCGAACUCCAAUGAGAAUUUCCUCAUGGAGUGCAUAUUGUGUGGACAGGGAUUUCAGGGCAGUCAAACGAAGGCGGCUACGCACUUCACGAUCAAGAACAAUUGCCCCAAAGUCUCUGUGGAGCAGCCGACGGAGAUUUGGAACAAGAUGAACUACAUGUUCGAUCAGAGCCAUUGCCGCAAGAUUCUCGACUUCCUGAAAUCUCGGGGGUAUCGAGAUAACAGAUCUACUUCAGGGAGGGAGCAGGCGGGGGAGGAGGACGACGAGGAUAGCAAGGACGAGAGGAGGGCGACCAAGGGUCGAAAGGAUGAUGGUAACAGCGACACGCAACACAAGGACAUUACGGCAACGGGAGCGACUAUCCUUACUGAUGGUUGCAAGUCCAUCACGAGUGACCAGAUAGUGAACUUCCUCGCUGUUGGACCCACUGGAGCAUACCUCUUCAGGACUGUGCAGAAGGACGGUGCUGUUCAGGAAACAACGGAGGCCGUGGUGGAGCGAUGGAAGGACGUGUUCGACAAGUUCGGUGUCGAAAAUGUCAACGCCAUUUGCACUGACUCCUCGUCAGCGUAUGUAGCUGCUUCCAAGCUCCUCGCGAAGGAGGAGGUCAAGUACAACCGCAUCACUUGGCUUCCUUGUGCGGUCCAUGUCUGCAACUUGUUGUUGUCUGACAUCGCCAAGGACGGCAACAACGGGAAGAUUGGAAAGAGGGAGGACACCAUCAUCAGGGCUCGAGCGGUCGUGCGUUUUAUUCAAGUUAGAGAGCACGGGGCGGCUCUCACCCUUAAUCGACGGUACUCUGCCGCCCACCCGUCUUCCGCCUCUGCAGCUGCAGCCAAUUCUAGCGCUGCACCAACCCAGGUUCAGCGGCGUGGCAGAGAGCUUGUGUACCCUGCGCAGACGAGGCCAGGUGGUGCGUCAUCAGGUGCGUUACGCACCAUUUUGGGAGCACGUGGAGGAUAUCGUGGAGCUGAUGACGCCUGUGAUGCAGUUGCUACGCCGUUUGGACAGAGGGGGGCGCGUGAUGACUCGCAUGUGGUCGUGGGCGCUUGCCAUGGUGGACACGGUGGCAAGAUCGAGGUUGAAGAGGACGUUGAAGGACGAGCUCCACAUCGGUACGUUCUGCCAUGGGAGAACGCUGAGGACAGUGAGGAGGAGACAGAGGACGCUACUCCUCCGCCUCGUGAAGAGGGUGUUCGGCCAGCCGACCGAGUCACAGAGGCGCAGCGCGAGCAGCCGGUGCAGCGUGGGCAAAGGGAUCGCCUAUCGAGGCCACCGCCCAGCGUGGAGAUGUAUUUUGGUCAUCUCGUGACGGUGCUCAUGCCGACAAAGUUGGAGUCCGUCUACGAUCCCGAGCCUGAUCCUACGGCUCAGGACCCGAUUGAGGCGGAGCCGUGGUCCGAUCCAGACGACCAGGGAGUGGAGUCAGAGCUCGAAGAUUCUGAUGACGGUCGCUACGACGCUCCUCUUGCCGAGAUGGUGUGUCCUCGGACGCGUGCUUCUACUGCAGCCCCUGCGCCGCCUCACCCUCCACCUCCACGUUCGAGUACUCGUGGCAUUCGACUAAGCGGCCCUGAGGACUGGGUUGGGGGCACGAUUCCGCACCCUUCCAUAGAUUGUCGUGGACAUGAUGAGCAGGGCAGUCGGGGAGAUGAGGAGAGAGACGACGACGACGACCGCGAGGAGAGGGGUUACGAGGGCAGCAGUGAGGACGAUGAGGAUCCCGCCUAUUCCCCGAGACACGGACGAGGUGACGACAACGACGAGGACGACGAUGGGACACAGCCUGCGGGUGGUUUGCGGAGGGGAGGCAGUGAGCCGGGUGCUGGGGGCGCAGGGCACACAGGUGGCGCAGGCCGAGCUGGCGGAGGACGGGCGAGGCGAGAGUCUGCAUCGUGCACUCGCACUGUACACAGGGAUAAUGAGUGUGCCUCGACAGGACCGACCACGAGGGCAGAUGUCGUUGCCUCCCCUGCAGAGUUUGCUGCAGCGUCUGCAGAGGUUGCUGCCGGGUCUGCAGAGGUUGCUGCAGUGGAUGCGGAGGUUGUUGCAGCGUCGGCAAAGGUUGCAGCCGGGUCUGCGGAGGUUGCUGCAGAUGGUGCGGAGGCUGUUGCAGCUUCGGCAGAGGUUGCAGCCGGGUCUAUAGAGAUCAGUGGAGCGGCUGCAGAGGUUGGGAGGGGAUCUGUACAGUUCGGUCCCGAUUUCAGCGACGACAUGUUUGAUGCUUCGUUGGGACUUCCUCCGACGCCCAUCAGUCAGAUACUUAGAGGUUUGCCUUCAUGCAGCAUGGGUGACAUCAGUAGCAUCAUGUUGCGGGAAGUAGCGGAGGACACACAGGGUUUGUCGGGGCAGCGUGAGCGUGUAGUAGGGGAUGACGGGGAGUGUCGACCUAUACAGGAGCGAGUGCUGGAGUCGGAGCAGGACAGGACCGACCGCAAGGAGAGGGAGAGGGCGCUAGAGUUGGCGAGGCGUUGCGAGAUGACACAGAGUAUUGCGGCGAGGGCACGUGCACAACGGGUGCUCAAGACGGGUGAUGGUGCGGGUCAUUGUGCGGCGGAGGAUGCAGAGGUUGAGUGUGGCGGUGCGGUCGGUGGGGAUGCAGGCGAGAGACCUGCCUCGCCCGUUCAUGGUGUUUGUGUAUUGCCAUUCGCUGGAGCUAUGUCGGCGAGGGAGUUAGAGCGGCAGGCACGAGAGGACCCAUUGCGGCAGAUCGACGCGGACGGAUGGAUGAGGCAUCGAGGAGGGUCAUGGCAGAUGGCCCAGCUUUGUGCUGUGCAGCCCGGAUCACAGCCGGCACUGCAGCAGGAGGGUGUGCAUCUGCCACCCCAGAUGCUGCCAACGAUAGGAGCAGCUGUGCCAGAAGGACCCAUGUCAGGAACUGCCACGUCAGCAGUUGCUACGUUAGCCGGUGCCACGUCAGCAGGUGCCACGUCCGCAACUGCUAAGUCAGCGGGUGCCACGUCAGGAACUGCCACGUCAGCAGAUGCCACGCCCACAACUACGACAUGGGAAGGUGGCACGUCAGCACCUCGCACGUCGGCAGGUGCCACGUCAGCAGUCGCCACGUCAGCAGUCGCCACGCCAGCAGUUCCCGAUGCAGCAGCCGCGCGUUUGCGCCCCCCACAUUGCCACUUGGUGCGCAUACCGUCGGGUGACAUAGCGGACGGGGCGGAGGGGCCAUUCGAGGAGGACAUGGCCUGCCUGAGGGACCAUGUCGUGUGGACUUGGGUGACUCCUGGGCAGAUGCUGCCAAGCAAUUCUCGCGGGUCUAGAAGACUUCGCUGCAAGAUCUGCAACAAGGAGUACAAAGGGAACAGGAAGCGUGCAGCAGAGCACUUCAUCCUGGCGAGGGCAUCGGCCACGUGUCCGGGUUCGAACCUCUCAAUUUGGAAGAGGCAGCAUCGUGUCGGUGCGAAACUGCCACCGGAUUUGCUCGCGAGGGUGCAAACGACACUGGAGCAUGACAGGGACGAGGACGAGGACGACGACGACGUUUCUGAUGUGGCAGGUGAUGGAAACGGAGGCGGAGGUGGGAUUGCUGCUGAGCCAGAGGAGGCACGCGGUGGGGAGGGUGAGGAGGCAACGGAUAAGGGGACGAGGGGUGUUGUGACCGGAGGAUCCGGCGGUGGAGGGAGGCUUGCGUCCUCGCAGGAUGUGACGCAGGGGGUCCGCAAACACAGGACAAGGAGGCAGACGAGCAUCAAGAGGUUCACAAAGAACCCAAGGCAGGAGGAGAUUAAUGACUCCUGCUGCGAGUUCUUCAUGGAGAACGCGAUCCUGUUCAACGUCGCGAAGAGCAGGAGCUUCAAGAAGUUCAUGCGGGCAUGUUACGGGCCACAACCUGCAGCAAGUCACCCUCUUGUGCCUACUGGGUACAACCCUCUCAGGUGUCGAUUGCUGGAUCGCCUGAACAAGAGGUUGGAGGACGAGGACCAGAAGAUCCAUGAAGACUGGCAGGUCACUGGCUGCACGUUCGUAACCGAUGGGACCACAAAUAUUUGUGGUCGAUCGCUCAUGAACCACAUCCUCGCAUGUCGCUCGAAACCUGUUUUCAUCAAGUGCGAGGAUGUCAGCGAAGGGGACAAGGACUCUGCAGCUGUCGUUGCCAGAUGGAAGCGGUUUUUCAGGGAGUGGGGGGUGGAGAAGAUCACGGCUAUCUGCACAGACUCCAUUGCGGACAACACGAGUGUUGCGAGGAUGCUGAGGGAGGACCCUGAUUGCCUCCUCAGACCGGCGCAGACGAGGUUCGGGACACACUACGUGAUGCUGCAACGGCUGGAGGUGUGCGAGAAGGCCAUCAGACGGAUUGUCACGGGGCAGGAAUGGGAGGCGCAGGUGUGGCGAGGGGACAUCAGGGCCAAAGCCUUCUUCGUGGAGGAGACAGUUCUUGACAAGACCUUCUGGGUUGACGCCAGGAAGUUGACUGUCGUCAUGAAGGGCCCCUACGAUGUGUUGUGCGAGGUCGACAAAAAUGUUCACUGCUUGUCGCUCAUCUACGAUAUGGUGUGCAGAUUGCCCAACUUCGUUCAAUCAGCCCCCCUUACUACAGAGCAACGAGAUGGCAUCCUCGUAGACGUCGGGAACAAGACAAACAUGCUGCUCAGCCCCAUCCACGCUGUUGCUCGGUUGUUGGAUCCUCAAUUGCAGGACAUUACUGUUGUCAGCAAUGUCGACCGCAUGCCACAGUUUGAGAGUGUGGUGGAGAGGCUGAUUGGAAAGAGGGGCAGCACGAGAUUCGACGACUGCAUGGACCAGCUGUAUGACUUCCGGUUCGGGAGAGGAGUCCUCGACACCCCUCAAGCAAAGAAACGGGUUGCGAGGGACAAUGUUGUUUUGUAGUGGGAGGCGCACGGGGCGGGGCAUCCGGAGAUCCGCGAGCUGGCAAUCAGGGUGCUGUCCAUCUGGACGACUUCCUGUCCUGCUAAGAGGAACUGGAGCACUUGGGCUCUCGUGCAAACGAAGAGCAGGAACAAGUUGCACCACCAGCGCACCAACAAAUUGGUGUCCUCGCA
Messenger RNA from Chara braunii, 5104 nucleotides. Lineage: Eukaryota; Viridiplantae; Streptophyta; Charophyceae; Charales; Characeae. The record is from the annotation of a GenBank genome assembly.